AUGGCACGCGAUAUAGUGAUACCCAUCCUAGCUGGCCUUCCUCCUCAUCCGGGAUGGUUGCCAAAAUGGAUGAUGUUGAUCGCAGGAGUCUCGAUCCUCAACGGACUACAAAAUUAUAUCUCACUAGCAGGGGCCCGAAAGGUAUACGACCGACGACCCGAUCGAGUCGUAACUUCGGCACCUGGACUAUCACCGCCGGUCUGGUCCGGCUCUAUGCGGCCGUACAACAUCUCUAAUCCUGGCUUGUACCAUUUGGCACUAGGAACCUUUGCGAUUGCGCUCUCACAUUUGGUGGCCGAAGCCGUCGUUUACAGGACCACCGGAUGGGGCGUAGUGCCGCCAUUCAUCGUAGCCUCGGUUUCUUUGGGCUGGAUGAUCAAGGAAUACGACCACUAUCUACUUUGA
This is a messenger RNA of Puccinia graminis f. sp. tritici CRL 75-36-700-3, 405 nucleotides long. RefSeq lists its product as uncharacterized. Bases 1 to 405 code for a protein of 134 amino acids. The record is from RefSeq and is a predicted model, not a curated record. The transcript has 6 exons. NCBI's taxonomy places the organism in Eukaryota, Fungi, Basidiomycota, Pucciniomycetes, Pucciniales, Pucciniaceae. Gene Ontology annotation, cellular component: membrane; endoplasmic reticulum. Gene Ontology annotation, molecular function: protein-macromolecule adaptor activity.